Pararge aegeria (speckled wood butterfly) is the source of this 543-nucleotide messenger RNA. RefSeq names its product glycyl-glycine endopeptidase ALE-1-like. The coding region runs from base 1 to 543 and encodes 180 amino acids. The record is from RefSeq and is a predicted model, not a curated record. NCBI's taxonomy places the organism in Eukaryota, Metazoa, Arthropoda, Insecta, Lepidoptera, Nymphalidae. The transcript has a single exon.
AUGAAGUUCUUGCUCCUUACCGUUGCCUUCCUGGGCGUGGCUUUCGCCAGCCCCUUAAGCCGUGCUAUUUCAAUUGGACCUGCUAUCGUCGAACAAGAUAGCCCGAUCUUAGUUGGACCUGCGAUCGUCGAUGAAGAGAGCUCCAUCUCCGUAGGCCCCGCAAUAGUCGAAGAAGAAAGCCCCAUCUCUGUAGGCCCCGCGAUCGUCGAGGAAGAAAACCCCAUCUCUGUAGGCCCCGCAAUCGUCGAAGAAGAAAGCCCCAUCUCCGUAGGCCCCGCAAUCGUCGAAGAAGAAAGCCCCAUCUCCGUAGGCCCCGCAAUCGUCGAAGAAGAAAGCCCCAUCUCUGUAGGCCCCGCGAUCGUCGACGAAGAAAAUGAGACUGAAUCCAGUGGAAUAGAUGGAAAUUCCGUUAUCCAAUUCAUAAUAAAAAUCAGUGAAGUAAUCAUUAAUCAAAACAUUGACCAAGCAGCAAAUAUUGGUAAUAAAAUCAUUGUGAAUGGAAUUGAAAAGCUUGAAACCCCCGAUGAACCCGAAAAGUUGUAA